CGAAUCCGGAUAUUCAUUAUUGGAGAACGCAAGGUCCACGCAAAUUCCCACUUCGGUUCCUCGUUUCUCUUCCCCUUCCGAGCUCAUCAAAUCGCGCAGCGUGACUUGACCUUCUCUUUUUGCUCUGAGUCUGAGAUUCUUCUUCGGGCUCAGUGCGCCGCUCACAAGCUAAAUAGAGUAUCCCGUAAUAUAUUUAACACGAAUUGCAGCCGGAGAGUGUGAGAGCCGAAGAUGAGUCUGGCAUGCCUUGUGUGCCAGAGUGUGGAAAGUCCAUCACCAUCACACUCUUUCAGGAGUUACUCCGUCUCAAGUGCAGAAAAUGAAGGAAGAUGUUAUGCUAUUUCCAACUGCUUAACCAGGAAAUCAUCUUUUCCAUCUCAUACAAUGAACACAUUUAUUGCAUCAUCAUCAUCAUCUAAAGUUGCCCCGCAUCCUGGUGUUUUAAGUAAUGAAGAGAUGCCGGGCACUCCCCGGCUUGUACGAAGUCGUGCAGUGAGGAGGGACCUUGUCAGGGACUGGAAUUUCGAUCAAGUUUUAUUAGAAGGCUAGACUGUUAAUAUUGGAUAGAAGAAACCUUAAAGGACUCUUCUUGUGGGAUAGAGUAAGUAGAGCAUGAUAUUUGCUACCUUGCCUCUGAUUAUGUUAUGUUGCAGUUGAACUCUCUUGGAUUUCCUGCACUUGUAACUUUCAAGAAAUUAAUGCAACAUUUUGUUCCUGUUUGUUCA
This is a messenger RNA of Neltuma alba, 725 nucleotides long. RefSeq lists its product as uncharacterized. The coding region runs from base 232 to 549 and encodes 105 amino acids. Lineage: Eukaryota; Viridiplantae; Streptophyta; Magnoliopsida; Fabales; Fabaceae. The record is from RefSeq and is a predicted model, not a curated record. The transcript is spliced from 2 exons.